AUUCUGUAGUAUAAGUCCGAUUUGCUGAAUGUGGAAAUAAGGCGAAACAAUGUGUAGCAGAAUUCUAGUGAAGAACCUGAAUCCUGAGACCAGUGGCGAUACACUCAGUUAUUUUUUUGAGAAAUAUUUAAGAGGGGUAGACGUUGACCCCGCCACACAGAUAGAAUACAGUGCUGAUAAGACUUCUGCCUUGGUGGCCCUAGACCAAGACAUAGAAGAUAUCGGAAACCUAUUUAAGGAUGCCAAACCACUGGAUGGGAAUGUCUUGUCUAUAACAGAAGCACCACCUAUAGACUCCAUUCGUAUUACAAGCAUACCAAAAGAUGUCACUAAAGACCAUGUGGAGUUUUAUUUUGAACAGAAGGCAACAGGUGGUGGGAAGAUACAGAAAUCUUUGACACUGUGUAACUUGGAUCGUGGAUAUGCAGUGCUUACAUUUGAAGACCCAAAAGUUGUGGAAAUUGUAACAGCCAGGAAACAUGCAUUGGUGAAUGUCCCAGUCAGUGUUGUGGCUCAUGACAGGUGUCUGGAACUUCCUGUACACCUAGAGGAAUCUGGUGGUGGGGAUGUGAACUAUGAAGAAGUGAACAUUAAACCACCAGGUCACAUUCCAGUUACUCAGGAAAGUUCUAAUCUAGCAUCAUGGGUCACAGGAUUCAUAGCAAGGAUGGCUGCUCUCCUUCUUGACAUACAUGGAUCUAUAGGAGGUCACAUUCCAAUUACUUUGGGAGGUACUAAGCUAGCAACACAAGAUACAGGACUCAUAGAGAGCAGUGGUGCAAUUCAGAGGGCCUAUAUUCCAGACCGUGAGACUGUUUCCACUGAAAAGAAGAGCCAGGAAGCUGAUAUUGAGGAAGAACAGACAUCCAAUGCUUAUGAAACUUUAUUACCUCCAACAAAUAACAUGUCUCCAGCUGACCCAACACAUCUCACCCGGUUUCAACCAACACAACCUGCAUCUCAGCCAACACAAUCUGCUUCUCAACCAAUGCAAUCUGCAUCUCAACCAACACAAUCUGCAUCUCAACCAAUGCAAUCUGCAUCUCAGCCAACACAAUCUGCAUCUCAACCAAUGCAAUCUGCAUUUCAACCAACACAAUCAAAAGCAACCAAUUUUAUAGACCAGGACAAGGGCGAGCAUGUGUCCUUCAAUCCUCUUAUGAGUAAAAUGAAACCCAUUGCCAUUGUUCAGUUUCCUUCACAAUCAGUGUAUGACAAUACAACAAGAACAUUGCUUAGUGAUCCAGAUUUUGAAAAAUACCUAGAACCUGUGCCACAUGCUGCAACCAAGAAUGACAAAGCCUCGGCCACAGUUGACACAGCUCAAACUUAUUUCCUAGCUGAAGAUCCAGAUGCUUUAGGAAUAGAUGAUGGUUACAUUUUUGUGAAACCUGUGUCCAACAGAAACCCUGCUGCAGCAGCAAUGCCAGCUCAAACAUGGUCUCCAGCUGCUGUGGAAACUGAGGAGACAUUGGCCAGUGGCACGAGCUGUACACGUGAUUCUAACAUGCAGAAUGCCCAACAGAUGUCACCAACUGAUCAUUCAAGACAGGCAAAGGUGGAGACAGCAACUGUUUCAUGUUCAACAAAAGCAAAAGCUUUGUUGUUAAAGAGAGAAAACUUACACCGCGUGACAAUUAAAGGUACAAAUGUAGAGAUACGAGGGACUGGGGACCAAGUGAUCAAGUCCAAGAUAGAGGUGUAUGACAAGAUGAAUGAAAUGGUUGAGAAAGCACAGCCAUUGUCACAGCGUUUACAAAAUGUAUUCAAUAAAGUUGCAGUGAGGGAUUUUAUCAACGGAGAAUUGUCUAAAAAACAGCUCAAGGUGGAGUGGACAUUGGGGCCAGAUGGAUUAACUGUGACAGCAUUUGAUUCAACUGUAGCUGAUGAGACGAUGAAAAUGAUCAUAGCCUUAACUGACAUGCAGAAACAUAUAGUAGAAAAAGAUAGCCAGCCCCUUUUGGCAAUGGAAACCUUUAGAAAUAUGGUGCAGAAGUUUAACCAGACAAGAAAUGCAGUUAUUGAAUGUGACACCACUGAGGUAGUGAUAGAAGGAUUAAAGCAAGAUGUGACCAAUGGUCUUAUCCUAAUUAAGAAAUAUAUUCAGUUUGCAGCUGGCACCUAA
Molecule: messenger RNA, 2125 nt
Organism: Lingula anatina
Lineage: Eukaryota; Metazoa; Brachiopoda; Lingulata; Lingulida; Lingulidae
Biological process (GO): negative regulation of gene expression
Cellular component (GO): cytoplasm; nucleus
Molecular function (GO): transcription corepressor activity; nucleic acid binding; NAD+ poly-ADP-ribosyltransferase activity
Source: RefSeq, a predicted model, not a curated record